AUGGUUGUCGCCCUUCACCGCAGCAGCUUUUUGAGUAGAUACAAGAUUAUGAGAGACAUGAGGGCGGCACGCGUGUCUCAGGCUGCCCCUUCCUCCUGUCACGUUGGCGAUUUCCCCCGCUCAGCUACAGUAUGGUACAAAAUUGUAUAUUACACGUGUACAGUGCGAUCCCAACGACCCUCCCUCCACCACCACGGCGUCAUCUCUUUCGGACCCUCUUCGCGCGCUGGGCCAGGGCGAGCCUCGUCCUCUCCGCGCGCUCCUCCUGCUCCUGCCUUGAAGCGAGAUCGAAGGCAGACACGGCGUGGUCCAUGA
Molecule: messenger RNA, 315 nt
Organism: Chondrus crispus (carragheen)
Lineage: Eukaryota; Rhodophyta; Florideophyceae; Gigartinales; Gigartinaceae
Exons: 1
Coding region: 1-315 (104 amino acids)
Source: RefSeq, a predicted model, not a curated record